UUUAUUUUCCCGCCUACACGAACCCAACUGAUCCUUCCAACAGUCUACGCCAAAGAGAGAAUAAAAUCCAUUUCUUGGAAGGUAGGGUUUCGAUUUUUCGUGAAAAUGGGACGCGAAGAUUACAAGUUCAUGCAAUUGGUGGACGCAAUAGCUUGCAUUAAUCAGCGAGUCAAUCUUAUUGGCGUUGUCGUAGAGACUAGUCUUCCCAAAAGUACCAAAGGAACUGAUUAUUUUUGCUCAGUGAAGAUCAUUGAUGAAUCGCGGCCAAGCCUUGGGAUUUACAUAAACUUUUUCGCUGAAACUAUGGAGAAGCUCCCUCAUGUUGGGAGUGUUGGAGAUAUAAUUAUGGUUGCUCAUGUUGUGGUGAAAAUUAGGGGCUCGGAAGUUUAUGCUUUGUUUAACAAAGCAUUUUCUUCUUUUGCUUUAUUUGAAGGGAGAGACCAUAGUGGUAAAGAGCUUGUGCCAUAUCAAAUUUCGUCCAGAUAUAAAGCUAGGGAUCAGGACAAGAAGUUCAUAAUGGGCUUAAGAAAAUGGUUAAUGCAGCACAAGAUUGAAGGCUUGAAUGAGUCAUUGCAAUUGAGAGAGAUCAAGGAAGGCGGACACUUGAAUCUGCUUUGCAAGAUUUUGCAUAUUUUUGAAGUCAAGGAGAAUGAGUGGAUGCUCUUUGUUUGGGAUGGAACAGACACACCACCUGCUUUUGUUGAAGCCAAACUAGAAGAUGAGAUGGAAAAUCCACUUCCUUUACAGUUGGAACCCUCUCCUUUAUCAAGAGACGUGUUGUGUACCCUUCCACCUGUUGGUACUAUCUUGAGGAUGAUUGUUGAUCAAGGCAAUGAGAAAAUUGGCAUUAAGUUUUUGAAGACAAAUAAAUGGGUGAAACUCAUCAAUGUAAAAUGUGAAGUUCGUGCUGCAUUGUGGCAUGCUGUGCUAAUGCCCUUCUCUAAGCUUUGCUAUUUGCCUGAUGAUGAUCACUCUGUAAUAGAACGCCAAAGGUCUUAUAAUGAGCGUAUUCAAUCUAAAUGGGGAAGGAUGCCCUUCACAAGUUUUCCUUGGCCUUCUCAUAUAACAGAGACUGAACAUCCUGAUGUGCCCUUUGUCAGUUUGAUGAAUAUCCUCUCACAUCCAGAGGUGACAUGUAAAUUUAAGUCUGUAGUUCGAGUUGUUGCAAUGCUCCCGUGGAGGGCUGAGGACUUUCUCUCUCCUAAUGGUAUUUAUAGAGUUAGGUUGACUUUGGAGGACCCAACUGCAAGAGUCCAUGCUUUUCUUUAUGCAGAGGAUGGGAUGAAAUUUUUUGGGAAUUGUCAAUCUGUUGAUAUGCUGACUAAGAUUCGGAACAUGUUGCUUGGAGUAGCUGAUGAAGAUGGAGCGUCGACAUUGAAGAAUGUACCCAGAAAUCCACCGUGGAUACAAUGUUGCUUGAAAUCCUAUUAUAUUGAUAAAAAUGAUAUUUGGGGGAGUAGGAAUUAUCGGAUCUUUGACACUACAUUUGUUGGCUGAUCAUGUAUCUUAUCCAUAAUUUCUCCAAUGGAUCAAUAUACUAUAGAAUGUAUCACAUUGUAAAUAGGUUGUGGCAUGGCACAGCGGUUGAUGAACUAUGGCCUUACAAGACUGUAAAUUAUACAGAAUGUAUCUGAAAUUUUGGAUGAUAUAUAGGAGCUUAACAUUUGGUAAAACAUUAUAACCUUUA
Sesamum indicum (sesame) is the source of this 1687-nucleotide messenger RNA. RefSeq names its product Nucleic acid-binding, OB-fold-like protein (gene ATPOT1B). Gene Ontology annotation, molecular function: telomerase inhibitor activity; G-rich strand telomeric DNA binding. Gene Ontology annotation, cellular component: chromosome, telomeric region; nuclear telomere cap complex. The record is from RefSeq and is a predicted model, not a curated record. NCBI's taxonomy places the organism in Eukaryota, Viridiplantae, Streptophyta, Magnoliopsida, Lamiales, Pedaliaceae. Gene Ontology annotation, biological process: telomere capping; regulation of telomere maintenance via telomerase.